This is a messenger RNA of Chlamydomonas reinhardtii, 459 nucleotides long. Its product is annotated as ribosomal protein L37. Gene Ontology annotation, cellular component: cytosolic large ribosomal subunit; ribosome. The record is from RefSeq and is a predicted model, not a curated record. NCBI's taxonomy places the organism in Eukaryota, Viridiplantae, Chlorophyta, Chlorophyceae, Chlamydomonadales, Chlamydomonadaceae. Gene Ontology annotation, biological process: translation. Bases 118 to 402 code for a protein of 94 amino acids. Gene Ontology annotation, molecular function: RNA binding; structural constituent of ribosome. The transcript is spliced from 4 exons.
CCCGAACGACGCUCGCCGGCGCCAUGCCCCAUUGUACGAUGCAGCGGACUCGCUCGGUCUUAGCGGACCCGGUGCCCGGUCUAGUUCUCUCUCCUCCCGCUCAAACCAAACGCAAAGAUGGGCAAGAAGGGCAAGGGUACCGGAAGCUUCGGUAAGCGCCGCAACAAGACGCACACUCUGUGCCGUCGUUGCGGUCGCACCAGCUACCACAACCAGAAGCACGUCUGCUCGGCGUGCGGCUACCCUGCUGCCCGCAAGCGGACUUACCAGUGGGGGCAGAAGGCCAUUGGCCGCAAGACCACCGGCUCCGGCCGCAUGCGGUACAUGAAGACGCUGGCCCGGCGCUUCAAGAACGGCUUCCGCGAGGGCUCUGAGGCCAAGCCCAAGGUGGCGACCGCCUAAAUUAGCAGCUUGUGUGGAGCGGCUUGGAUAAGCGGAGUAAUGUAACGGUGGACGCGU